GGAUGCAGAAGGGGGUACCGGAUGGAGUCGCAGACCCGUUCACCCGCGUCGAUGUAGUGUACAGUAGAUUGCCCGUCGCACUGACGAGGCCGCAUGGCGAGUACAAAAAGGCCCGAGAUGCUCCCGUCGAAUCCCACCCCCGACUUCCGUCACCUGGGAACUGUGUUUUCUCUGAGUGUCCAGCUUGAGACCUCAGAUUCCCUCUGAACAACACUCACGGGAGGUCCAAAACACCGUGGCAGAUCGAGAUGUCGUUCGGGACGAGGAUAUUGCGAAAAAUCGUGCGGAACGAGGCCAUGGCCUCGGAUCCGCCCGAGAUCUAUGGCUGGCGUGUGUACUUGCUCGCUUGCUCGGCAUGCUUCGGAGCCAUGUCGUUCGGCUGGGACUCUUCGGUCAUCGGAGGCGUCAUUGUCCUGGACCCCUUUAUCCAAGACUUCGGCCUCGGUGCCAAAGACUCAGUUGAGUCCGCCAAUCUGUCCGCCAACAUCGUCUCCACGCUCCAAGCCGGUUGCUUCCUCGGUGCUUUGCUCGCUUCUCCCUUAACCGAUCGCUUCGGCCGCAAGUGGUGUCUCAUCGGAAUCUCGCUGGUUAUCAUUGUGGGUAUUAUCAUGCAGGCAGCUGCCAACGGCAACCUUGGGCCCAUGUACGCCGGUCGCUUCAUCUCGGGUGUCGGUGUCGGCGCCGCCAGUACCAUCAACCCCAUCUACGUCUCCGAGAACUCGCCACGCGCCAUCCGCGGUCUGCUCACCGGUCUAUACCAGCUCUUUAUUGUGACGGGUGGCAUGAUUGCCUUCUGGAUCAACUAUUCAGUUAGCAUCCACAUGACCGGCAAGAUCCAGUACAUCUUUCCGCUUGCCAUUCAAGCUCUCCCAGCCGCGCUGCUGUGCGGCUGCAUGCUACUGUGCCACGAAUCGCCGCGGUGGCUUGCUCGCCAGGACCGAUGGGAGGACACGAAGCGGGUGCUGGCGCGGAUCCGUCACCUGGAACCGACCCACCCCUACGUUGAGGAGGAGUUCAAGGAGAUUGUCGACCAGCUGGAGCACGAACGGCAGCUCAUUGGCGACGCGACAUUCUGGAACCUGCAGCGCGAGAUGUGGACCAUCAAGGGGAACCGCAACCGCGUGCUCAUCAGCAUCAUCCUGAUGAUCUGCCAGCAAAUGACGGGUACCAACGCCAUCAACACGUACGCUCCCACCAUCUUCAAGAACCUUGGUCUCAAGGGCACCUCGGUCAGCUUGUUCAGCACGGGCAUCUACGGCAUCGUCAAGGUGACGAGCUGCAUCUGUUUCCUGCUCUUCAUGGCCGACUCGCUGGGCCGUCGCCGCAGUCUGCUCUGGACUUCUAUCGCUCAAGGUCUUGCCAUGUUCUAUAUUGGUCUCUACGUGCGCAUCUCGCCGCCCGUCGAGGGUGACACGGUGCCGCCCGCCGGUUACUUUGCCCUCGUGUGCAUCUUCCUCUUUGCUGCCUUCUUCCAAUUCGGCUGGGGCCCUGCCUGCUGGAUCUACGCAAGCGAGAUUCCUGCCGCCCGCCUCCGCUCUCUCAACGUGUCCUACGCCGCCGCCACGCAGUGGCUUUUCAACUUUGUCGUUGCCCGCGCCGUGCCGACCAUGCUCGUGACCGUGGGCGAUCACGGAUAUGGAACCUACCUCAUAUUUGGCAGCUUCUGCUUCUCCAUGUUCGUGUUCGUCUGGUUCUUCGUGCCCGAGACAAAGGGCAUCUCGCUGGAGGCCAUGGACAAGCUGUUUGGCGUUACCGACGCCAGCGCAAAGUCGCUGGUCACUGAUGAAGAGACCAAGGAAGCGCCCAAGGUGCGCGAGGCCGAGGUUGCAUAGACGCUCUGCUCUCGAGGGUUUAGUUGGUAAAUUAUAUCUUUGCGCAAAUCUGGCGAACUAGAUAUCUAAAUGGCAUGCAUCCCAUAUGGAGAGCUCUUGGGCAUUGUUCAAGUUCAUUACGAUGGUUCAUGGCAGGCAGCUACACAGUAGUAGCGUGAU
Molecule: messenger RNA, 1991 nt
Organism: Canariomyces notabilis
Lineage: Eukaryota; Fungi; Ascomycota; Sordariomycetes; Sordariales; Chaetomiaceae
Product: MFS sugar transporter-like protein
Exons: 4
Coding region: 249-1832 (527 amino acids)
Biological process (GO): carbohydrate transport; transmembrane transport
Cellular component (GO): membrane
Molecular function (GO): carbohydrate:proton symporter activity
Source: RefSeq, a predicted model, not a curated record